GGUUUGACCAGCUGACCUGGACUUGGCCAAUAGUCCUGUCCUCCAUCAUGGCCACCCUACCAUUCUGGCUAACUAAGAAGAUGUUUCCCUUCAAAGUGAGCAAAUGGAUGGGGCUUGCUUGCUUUCGGUCAAUGGUGGGAUCCUCACCCAACAUACGCCAGAAGAAACUAAUCUGCAAGUUGCAGGAAGAUAAGGCUUUUCGGGAAGAGAUGAAAAUUUUUCUUGAGAAAAUAGAAGACUUCAGAGAAAAGAUGUGGAAUUUCCGAGGCAAGAUCCAUGAUUUCCAGGGUCAGAUCUUGGGCUUUUGGGAAGAGGAGAGACCUUUCUGGGAAGUAGAGAAGACCUUCUGGAAAGAGGAAAAAACCUUCUGGGAAAUGGAAAAAUCUUUCCGGGAAGAAGAAAAAACCUUUUGGAAAAAGUACCGUACCUUUUGGAAGGAGGAUAAGGCCUUUUGGAAAGAGGACAAUGCCUUAUGGGAAAGAGACCGGAACCUUUUUCAGGAGGACAAGGCCCUGUGGGAGGAAGAGAAAGCCCUGUGGGUGGAGGAAAGAGCUCUUCUUGAGGAGGAAAAGUCCCUGUGGGAGGAUAAAAAGUCCCUCUGGGAGGAAGAGAAUGCCCUCUGGGAAGAGGAGAAAGCAUUCUGGGUAGAAGGUGGUGGCCAUAUUGCUGAGGAGCAGAUACCUGAAGACAGGCACCACAAUAUCAAUGGAGGGCCCCAAUCACUGGCCCUCUUCCGAGGCAGAGCGUGAGAACAGGACAUGAAGGGACAUGGGGUCCAGACUCUGUUGGAUAGGGAUUCAAGUCCAGGGUGACCCAACGUGCUGGA
This is a messenger RNA of Lynx canadensis (Canada lynx), 826 nucleotides long. RefSeq names its product coiled-coil domain containing 70 (gene CCDC70). NCBI's taxonomy places the organism in Eukaryota, Metazoa, Chordata, Mammalia, Carnivora, Felidae. The record is from RefSeq and is a predicted model, not a curated record. The transcript has a single exon. The coding region runs from base 48 to 749 and encodes 233 amino acids.